This is a messenger RNA of Neospora caninum, 1038 nucleotides long. RefSeq lists its product as uncharacterized. Bases 1 to 1038 code for a protein of 345 amino acids. The transcript has a single exon. NCBI's taxonomy places the organism in Eukaryota, Apicomplexa, Conoidasida, Eucoccidiorida, Sarcocystidae. The record is from RefSeq and is a predicted model, not a curated record.
AUGGAAGGGCAGCUAUUUCGCGCCGUGUGUCUGACCCUGCUCAUGGGCACCGUCCUGUCAUGCGCCGCGUCGGAAACAAGCCAAAAGAAGGCUGAGGCUGAUUUUACAACCACCAUUCCGAAAGAGGGACUCGAGAGGGACGUGGAGCAAGUCUUCUACCUCGGACCUUCCAGCACGCUCCAGGUCAUCGACGAAACCGGGAAAGCCAAGUAUCUGCCGGAACCGAGCACAACCUCUGAUGAUGCUUUGUCAGAGCAGUACAGCGUGGCAUAUCGAUUUGAGAAUGGAACGUGCGACUUCACCCAGACUCUCGUGUUCAAUGAUGCAUUUCCUGGGUACACAAAACCGUUAUGGGUUCCUGACAAGUCGGGUUCUGCGGAGACUGAGGGUGCACCCUCGGGAGGGCGUGUGAGGUACACUUUUACGACUCCUCCGGAGGAAUAUCUGGGUGGGGGUUUGAGUUUUUGUGUGCGGUUCAAGACAGUGCUUGCCUCCGGGUCGGAGUCACAAACCAGCACGUCGACCACGGCGACGUCUGUGACAUCCGGCGAGACAACAAAGCCAGGAGAACAUGGUAACCCGAAGCCUGAUGCCAACCCAGAAUCUGGGUCGUCUUCUGAGGGUAGUUUGGGUUCCAGUCAGCCGCAGCCCGGGCACGGUGCAGGGGUUGAUGAUGGUGACGGUCUCGAAGAAGAAGCGGGUGUUUUGGAUGUUCCGCAUUUGGGGGGUUCUUCAGCUGUCAGCAGUCACAAUGACACGUUGAUACCCUCACCUGACCCCCCGGUUCUUGACAAAAAUCAGAGCAUGCGAGCAGGCCUUGCUCUGUCGCCAACCACAGAAAGCGGACUUGAUAUCAACAGUGUUAGCACUGCAAAACAAAACGGUGCUCGGCUGAGGCGCCUGAGUGAACAUUUUGUGGAAAGUGACGCCUUCUUGACUAUUGUAGUGCACUCUGCUGCUUGGCGCUUUGCCGGUGGAAUGAGUGCUCUCUCAGUUUGCCUUCUCACUGUGGCUGUUAUUCUGGUGGCGAUUUCGUAA